AUGUGGAAGUGGGUGUAUCCGUACUUACAUCGCCAUCGUCUCAGCAUCCGCCGAAAGACACGGGUCGGUCAAAAGCUCAGCGGACACUGGCAGGAAAUCCGCAAUGAGUUUGUGGCAGCAGUCAACGAGCGCUUUGAGCCUGGAGGUACAUUGGAAGGCACACCACCCGCGCUUCGAGUUAAUAUGGACGAGACCGCAAUAUUUUUCGAGAUGACGGCGGACACUACGAUAAAUGAAGUCAAUGCGCGGACCGUCUCAAUUCGGGGUAGUGGCUCUAACUCCCGAAGGCUUACCGCUUGUGUGACGUGCGCUCAAAAUGGAACGAAGCUCCCCCUCUUUGUGGUGUUCAAAGCGAAGGCUGCAUCACAUCCAUCGUCGAUGCUGAUGCUGGACGAGUUUAAGUGCCACAUACAGCCCUCAUUUAUUCGGACUCUCAAUGACAUUGGGACAGAGCUGGAGAUAAUACCUGGUGGCUACACCUGCGUACUACAGCCAUGUGAUGUUGGCAUUAACAAGCCCGUGAAGCAUGGCAUUCGCAACCAGUACAAUGAUUGGGCAGUUCGCAAGAUGGAUGGACUACAAGGCGGUGUUAGAGAACCGGUUCCAGAGCGGGAAGACAUUAUUCGGUGGCUGGUAGCGUCGUGGGACGCGAUUUCCAGCGCUACUAUUGCCAAAACGUUUGCGUCGAUUGGAUACGCAGUGAAACCGAGUGUACCUGAGCCAAAUGCAUCGGAGCAAGUCAGCACAGCAGCCAACACAAGACGUUGA
Phytophthora sojae is the source of this 768-nucleotide messenger RNA. RefSeq lists its product as hypothetical. The record is from RefSeq and is a predicted model, not a curated record. Lineage: Eukaryota; Oomycota; Peronosporomycetes; Peronosporales; Peronosporaceae. The transcript has 2 exons. Gene Ontology annotation, molecular function: nucleic acid binding. The coding region runs from base 1 to 768 and encodes 255 amino acids.